GAGAGCGAACUGUCAACCGAAAAAAUGGUGCAGCAGGGGUCAGUGUAAAAUCGUAUCUCAUCAUAAUUUACCAAUUUUGCACGGUCAGCUUGUGAGUCCCUGUGGUCGUCGAUGUGAGUGUUGUCUAGUGUGCUUUUUGUACGUCCCCGGGCGCAUCCGGGAUGCAAUAAACCCGUAGACGUGCCGUGCCCCAAGUGCUUCAACAAGAACUCCCCCCUUGAAGAGCACCCGCAGAAACAGCAGUAGAGCAGUCUGUUUGCGCAAUAAAUUUCAAGCCUUUCGCAGCAACAAAAAGUGCGUACAGUCGUCCCACCAUCGGCAACCGAUCGAUGAUGAUAGUACCAGCAUUGAUUAGUGUCUAGCGAAGUGUGUCCUUGCCGGAAGAUUUGGGGGUUUAUUUGCGUGUGUAGCUGUUCUGAGCUGUGGUACCAUCCAUCUCCAUCGAUCGACGAAGAUCGUCGUACAACGUAAACAUCGCCGCCUGCUAGGAUUGGCUGUGCAAACGUCACAUUCCGUAGCAAAAACAUCUUGUCUGGAAUACUUACAACAAAACAAAAAAAGUUGGCAGCGGAAUUCGACGUUCGUAUUUGCUCAAAUUGAUUCUACGAAGCUUCGGUUCCGAAUCCAGAGAUUUACAUCAUCACCGAAAAAUCCUGACGAGAUACGUACGCGAUAAUCCAUUCUGGGGUGAUUUUGUGGCUCGGUGAAGCGAAAAAUCCGAUAAAUCGAACCACAUCGUGUGCAUUGCGAAUACCCCCCCCACUGCACGUGCAGCGGGAUUAGCUUGCGCCCGAACAGAAGGCAGACCGCCACAGCACAGAAAUCCAUCAAGUGCCCGCUACCACCGUCCGUGCGCUACCGCCUCAUCAUCGUGUCCACCGUGCAUAAUGUUCUAUCAAUGUCGCGCCGUGUUAUGUUGUGUUUCGUAAGCUCUGCUCCACUGCAGGAACGCUUGCUUCGCAUAGGUGUACUUGUACGUCCGUAUGGGUCUCGCACAGACCACAGAAGAAAGUAGCAGCAGCUGCAUUAUAUAAGCCAUUCGUUGAACCGAGCCGACCGGACAGUCCGCAAGGCACCACUAAGCAUAGACGUCCGGAGGAAAACCGGGUGCUAGUAAUCAGCAGCGCACAUUUAUCCUAUCCGCCAUCGUCGGUGUGCAGCUGCAGAGAGUCGCUGCAUCGGUCUUUUCCCGGGCGAAGUUAGAGUCUUCAGUACGGCAACAGCACUGCAGCGGCCCCCGAACAGCGUGGCCCCGAAACUGCUGCAACGAUGAAAUGCGCCCACCUGCACAACAUCGUGCAGCUCUCGCUGGUGGAGUUGUGCAAGCUGAAAAAGGAUGAAUCCUGCACGGAUUGCGAAACCAACGGACCAAACCUGUGGAUAUGUCUGCAGAAGAACUGUCUCCAUAUAGGAUGUUCGGAACAGUACAAGGAUCACAGCACCAUCCACUUCCAAUCGAACCGAGCGCACUGCAUCCACAUGAACCUGUCCUCCCAGCGGGUGUGGUGUUACCUGUGCGAGUCCGAACUGUUCCUUACCAAGCCGCAACCCCAUCCGCAUCUACAGCAGCAGCAGCAGCAGCAGCAGCAACAACAACACCAUCACCACUAUCACCACCAUCGACGGACGUCAGUGGUGAGCAACGAUUCGAGCGAAACGAGCCGCUAUUCGUCUGUUAACAAUGACAAGUUGAUCGUACACGAGGACAAGCUCGUAUCGGGCGCCACGCCAACCGGAAGUGGCACCGCGUCCGCUGGCUACGGUGGUGGCACAACGACCGGCGAUUCCUGUGAUAGCAGCGGCGAGGAGGACGAUUUCGAACGGCAUGGCAAAUGGAACGGGCUGGUCGGGUUGCAAAAUCUUGCCAACACGUGCUACAUGAAUGCGGCCCUGCAAGCGCUAAGCAACAGUCCCCCGCUGACCGGCUACUUCCUGGACUGUGGCGCCAUUCUCGAGACGGAUCUGCUCGGCGGCACCAACCCGUCCGUCGCGAAGCCCGGUUUGGCCAAGCACUAUCACAAGCUGAUCCGCGAGAUGUGGUGCAAAAACCGGCGGUACGUCGUGCCGAGCGGCAUCCUGUGCGGGAUCCGCAUUGUGCAUCCGAUGUUCCGUGGCUACCAGCAGCACGACACGCAAGAGUUUUUGCGCUGCUUUAUGGAUCAGCUGCACGAGGAGCUGAAGGAGGUGACGGCUCCACCACCACCGGAUGUGGUACUGGCGCGCGGGGCAGCCGAUGACUUUGACGACCAUUCGGAUGGACAGCCGUCACCGUGCUCGUCGCCCACGCCGUCGCAAUCGGAGGGUGAGUAUGAAACGUGCGACAGUGGUGUAUCGGAACGGUCGAGCCUUUCCGACGAUCAGCUGUCCCCGACGAAGCUGUCUGGCAGUAAGCGGUUCCGCAAGCUUUCAUCCCGCUCGCCGAGUCCACCCGGAUCAGGGCUCGGUGGUGAGGUAAACCAAAGAAUGGUCCAGCCAGCUGUUCGAACGGUUCCACGGUCCAGCUCAGUCCGGCAGCAAUCGCCCGUCGGUAGCAAUCGCUCGAAUGCGAGCACCGUUUCGACAGCUAGCGUGAAUAUUGGGGGUGCGUCGGGCAGUCCGGGAAGUGGUGGUGGUGGUGGUGGUGGAGGCGGAAGCGGUGAUCCUUCGGAUGGUGGCAGCACGAAGGAAAAGUUGCCGCAACGCUCGAUCAUUAGUGAUAUCUUCGAUGGCAAGCUGCUGUCGUCGGUGCAAUGUUUGACGUGCGAUCGGGUUUCGACGCGGGAGGAAACAUUCCAAGAUCUUUCGUUGCCAAUCCCGGGGAAGGAUCAUCUGGCGGUGCUGCACCAAACCCACCCGGGCAUGGGCUCUUCGGGAGGCGGCCCGGGCUCCGGUGUUUCGUCCGUGUCGUCUGGCGGUAGUGGUGCGAGCGGAAGCGUUUUGGGCGCGGGAUCAAGCAGCGGAUCGGGUGGAAGUACUGGCGGCGGCAUUACCUGCUCGGACGCGGUGUACCCGGUGAACGGCGACAGUUGGCUGUGGUGGUUCUGGAACUCACCGUUCUGGAGUUGGGUGCGGUCGUGGUUCUGGGGACCGGCCGUUACGCUGCACGACUGUAUGGCGGCGUUCUUCAGUGCGGACGAGCUAAAGGGCGACAACAUGUACAGCUGCGAACGGUGCAACAAGCUGCGCAACGGUGUAAAGUACUCGCGUGUGCUUGCGCUGCCGGAGAUGCUGUGCGUGCACUUGAAGCGUUUCCGGCACGAUCUGUCGUACAGUUCGAAAAUUUCUAGCCCGGUGCUGUUUCCGCUGUACGGGCUCGAUAUGAGACCGUACCUGCACAAGGAUUGCCGAUCCGAGGUGACCAUGUACGAUCUGUGCGCCGUUAUCUGCCAUCAUGGAACGGUCGGCGGAGGACACUAUACGAGCUUCGCGAAACACGAACCGACCGGCAAGUGGUUCGAGUUUGACGAUCAGCUCGUCACGCAGGUUACGCCGGAACACGUGCAGAGCUGCGAAGCGUACGUGUUCUUCUAUCGGAAGAACAACGCAAAGAUGGCCACGGUGCGGGCGCAGGCGAGCAAUCUGCUAACGAUGCAGGAGCAUGCAUCCGACAUUCGCUUUUACGUAUCGCGCAAUUGGCUUCAUCGGUUCAAUACAUUCGCCGAACCGGGACCGAUCGACAAUUGGACGUUGCUGUGCCCGCACGGUGCCUUUCCGCCGAACAAAGCGUCCCACUUCUCGAAGCUGGUCGUGCCAUUCCCGCAGGCUUUGUGGGACUUUCUGUACAAAAAAUUCGGCGGCGGUCCGGUGUGCAACCACAUCUUCCCGUGCCACAUAUGCAAGAAGGCAGCCGAAACGCUGUCCCGCCGGCAGCAUUACGAGCUGGAAACGUUUACCGCCUACAAUGACGACUUUAUGGUAGCUAUGAUGGUUGAGGUUAGCGAUAAACCGACCACGAUCUAUGCAAUUUCCAUGGCCUGGUUUCGCCAGUGGCAACUGUUUGCCCGUGGUCUUACGAACGAAGAUCCGGGACCGAUUCAAAACAAAUCGAUCGCCAUCCAGGGCGACACCAGUGUGCCGUUGCGGAGUGUCCGUCCGUUUUCGGACUAUGCGCAGAUAAACGCGAACCUUUGGCACUUUUUCCACGGCAUCUACGGUGGUGGGCCGGAAAUUGUUUUGCAGGGCAAUCCGGUUCCGCCGCCGGUUUUACACCAGGUACCGGCCGCCCAGCAAGAGGAGCAAGCAAAGCCACAACAGCAACAGCUACCAAAGGAACUGGUCCCAGAAUCCAUGGAUGUUUCAGAAGAAGGAUAUUCAGCGCCUGAAGCAGUAGUCGUCCGAUCGACCACCGUUACCAAGCAAACGGAUCAAGAUUCAGCGAUCGAAGUAACCAUAAGCGAGCCGUUACCAUCACCACCGCCACAGCAGCAGCAGCAGCAGCAUUCGGAUACGUCAACAAGCAACGUGGCAAGCGCUUCUGGCGCUACGAGGCCACAGAAAAGUGUUUCGUUUGAGGAUACGGAUGCGUAUCACGACGAGGACAGCAGCGGCGAUGAACUAGGCGAAGAGAAUGGGCACAGCUCCAUGAAGCAGCAAUCAUUCGCCCCUACCUCCAAGCGGAAGACACACACAAAGACUACGGGUUCAUCGCGCCGUCAUGAGCCGGGCGGCAAAACGUCCGGACCGUCUGACGCAACCAUGCCAACGGGCUUCAAACGCAAACAGCAGCACCCGGUGAGCGGUAAGCAUCAGUCGGAGGCAAUUCCGGUGAUGAAUGGCGAUGGUACAGGAGCGGGCAACACGGCGACAGCUGCGGUCAGUGCCGCUGUACGCGGUGUAGAGCAUCUGGAGAUUGGCAGCAAAAAGGAUCGAAGACACCGCGGUAGCCUGAUGAAGGCGAACGGUUUCUUUGGCCCCGAAGGCAAAUAUCAAAGCUCAUCAAACGAUUACGCCAACGGAGGAAAAGACGCUACUGCUGUGGGUCCCGACACUAACUCGACACUUCCACGGACAGAAUCAUUAUCCUUUCAUUCGAUCUCUACCGUGGGCAUGAAUGGAGGAGGACGCUCCAUUUCCAGCUCCGUCUCCGUUCCUACUUUCGCCGGACAAACGACCACCAGCAAAAUGACUGUGGACGAGCUAGCGUCACUGCUAUCACUAGCGCAACCGACCGUAGAUCCGACGCCGACCAACAGUAGCAGUGCAAACAGCCACGAUCAGGACGCAGAGUUACGCGAGGACGACAAUGAUAGCAAAACUGGCAGCAGCUCUUUGCCCUCGACCACUUCCAGUGCCAAAACGUCGUCCCGCAAGGGACACCAUCGUCCAACCGGCGCGGACACACUGUCCGCCGGCUCGGUGACGGAGAAAAUUGCCGGAGGUAUGUCACUCGGCCGGCGGAAGCUAAAGAUGAAGUAUAUGAAAAAGUUGGCCGGCCGAAAGUCGGGCAGCAGCGGUGCACGUGGACGCAAUGGGACGCUGAUUGACGGGGGCGAUGGUGCCGACGAUGACGGCGGUGCCACGGUGAUACCGUUAGCGCUGAAUGGCGUUAGUGAGCAUGUCGGUGGUGAGGAUGGUGAGGGCGUGAAAUGAGAACGGUUGCGUCGUUUCCGCUUUCCAUCGCUACGAUGAAGCGCGAAGCGGGGGCGGGAGCUGGUGAAACAUUUUCGUAUAUCGCAUUUCUUCGUUAGAAUGGUUACGUUUUACAGUAAUUAUGCAGUUCUUUUUCCGGGUUAGCUUUCGUCUGGUGGAAGAGCCAUCUUCCAUCUCCCUGGUAUUGGUGUGCCCAAGUGUGUUAGUUGGUUGAAUAAUAAUUCCAUUUUAUUCAUUCGUCCUUUACUGCCCUUCUAUGCUUAUCGAACGUUAGUUUAACCAUUUUAUUCUUACCAAUAAAUGGGAGGGCUUUAACUGUGGGAUUACGGGACGGGGUUUGCUUAGAAAUAGUGAGUAAGCAGCAGCCAGCGCGCAUUGUUUAGAUAUUCAUAUUUAUUUAAACAACGAUUUAUGUUCUCGACGACGAUUUAGAACGCUUAAAGGGUUUACGUGUAAGUGGAAGUUGCAAGUUAGUUGUUGUGCAAUGUUUUUCUUGUCUCGUGUUGGCUAUAAGUUAGUUGUAUUUACCGUCUGUUUCUUACUAUCCUUACUUCGUUCACCUUCGUUUGUUGUGUUGUGUUGAGGUUCCCGAUGGAAGCCUCUCGGUGUACCAGUAGAGUGCGCAGAAAGAACGGCUAGGCCGUACGUCUUGAAAAACAAAACGAUGAUUUCUGUGUGGAUAAAAUGUGAAGCCAAAAAGAGGAAAGCAAAAUGCAAAAUUAGAAACUAUCGAAAAGCAAUUAGUGAUGCACAGAUACGACCCUCGCGGUGGUACGGGAAAAAACAAACAUCAAAUUAAACAUUCAACACAAAUACAGAGUAAAGCACUCCUUUCUGCUCUAGGGCCUAGGCCCCCCAAGUCUUGUAAUUUUUAGGGGAAAAGUGGGUUAAGGAACUCAUUCCGUUUCGGAUUCGGUGCUUGGUAGGUAGUAGAGUUUAAAAUUGCAAAAAAGCCAAUUCUCUCCCAAGGCAGGGCAGGGACACAGCAACGGUUUAGAUGUUAUGAUUAGUUUAAUCUUGUGAUUUAAAACAAAAAUGGUUCAAACGUUCAUACACACACACACUGUUCAGCAUCAUUCGGGUGAUUAGGAAGGGCUCUAGGACGUGAUACGCAUUUCUGGGAUGGUAUUUCUGUAAACUAUUACGGUUGCGGUUAGGUUGUAAUGAUAUACAGGUAGAUUUAAAUCAGCCAAGAGCGAUUCAUUCGGCAAUUUCGUGCUAUAGGAAGAAUUGAAACAAAAAACCGGGAUCAGGAGGCAAUGCUCGACUGCCUGGCUUGAGGAGUCCGCCGGUGUGAAUGCUCUGUAGCGUUUUUCCGGGUUCCAAAUUCGCAUGCACCUCUUGAACAUGAAUAAAACAGCUACAAACUACAAAGUUUACCAAUUCCAAAGAAAAAAAAGAA
Molecule: messenger RNA, 6970 nt
Organism: Anopheles stephensi (Asian malaria mosquito)
Lineage: Eukaryota; Metazoa; Arthropoda; Insecta; Diptera; Culicidae
Gene: Usp20-33
Product: ubiquitin carboxyl-terminal hydrolase 20
Exons: 6
Coding region: 1270-5568 (1432 amino acids)
Biological process (GO): protein deubiquitination
Molecular function (GO): zinc ion binding; cysteine-type deubiquitinase activity
Source: RefSeq, a predicted model, not a curated record